AAAAUAACACGCGCGUGACCCAUCCAUUUAAAUGUUUUUAAAAUGUGUCGGUUCCAUGCGUUUAUCUCACAACUGCAGACCAAAGAGUGAAAGGACUACGCCUGUCGUGCAGAACUCAACCGUUAACACUGACUCAAGUAACCAUCAAGCUACAUCAUGGGAUCCAGUGAGAGUAAGCCUGCCAUUCCAGCAGAGAAACAAAGGGAGGAUGUGGUUAAACACAACCGCAUAAGUGACCUGUUUGAUCCACGCUCUCCGUCUGUUGGCAUUGAUCGCACACCAAUUCAGUUCAACUGUCCCGGAGCCAAACCUUCUGCUGGGGUUCGAAAUGAAUGUCCAGUAGCCUUUGCUGACCCACGGUCCCCUUCAAUUGGAAUUUCGCGUACGCCUGUCAGAGAUGCUAUGAGAGCAACAGUGGGUUCAUUGGCUCGGCGCCUUGGCCUCUUUUUCAAUGCUGAAAUGGAGUAUCCAGUCUCCGAGGGUAAAUCUGUGGAAGAAGAGAAGGUCCUGUUUAAAGAGGAACUCGAUUCUACAGAACCUCUUCUGACACCUCAAGUACGUCAGUCCUUUGGCUCGAUGGGUGAACACGCCAAGCUGCUUGCCACUCCUGUCCAGCCGCCUGUGCACACACUAGGCCAGUCCAGCCCAUAUAUUCUUCUGGAAGAGCCUCAGGUUGAGGUUGAGAUUGAGUCCGAACUUGGUGUGGAGGAUGCUGAAGAAGCCAUCGAAUCUCCACUUCACAACAGACUCAGUAUGAGUCUGAUCACCUGCCACGAGGGAGCACCUGCGUUUCAGAUAUUUGCCGAAGUUCACGCCGACGUCCCGGCAGCCCCUAAUGUGGAAGUUCAGAACGAUGCGGAGCAUUCUUACGCCAUCCCGACAAUCACUGUUGAACCAAACUCUUCCUUUGAGCCAAGUGUGGAAUCCACCGAACCAAAUUCUCCAACACUGCCAAAGAUGACAGCGCAGCUAGAACUGGCUGAAGAAACCAAAGAGGAACCUGAUAUGGCCAUUACGUGUGAACCAACAUCCUGCUCAAGCCCACAGCAGCAGCCCAUAUGUACCCCAUGCCUCACCUUGGACCCGAAGAGUCCGAGUCAAGCGGUAUUCAAACCUCAGUGGCUGGGGAAAGGUUUUGGUGCCACUGGAUUGAGAGCAAGAACCAUCCAGGGAAACUCCGGUAAACGGGCCUCUUCACCUCUUGCCAAAUCUGUGGCUGUCCGCAAUGUGACCAACGAAAACAAGGGAGUGACUGGAAAGCUGAAGCAACGAGGUAAUGAGGGAAGAUCUCCUCUUCAAAUCCUCAAGGGGACCAACUCGCCUCGAGACCAUCAGCAGGUCAAGCUGAAAGUGUCCACCCCUGAGAGGCAGCGGCUUGGACAGAUGGACCGGCGUGUACUGGCUUUGGGUCUGGACAAGGAGAACAGAUGAUUCCUCAGUGACUCCAUUCCACUCCCUUUAAACAUGGACACUUUCAUUCAAUACUUUCUUUUAAAUA
Synchiropus splendidus (mandarinfish) is the source of this 1498-nucleotide messenger RNA. RefSeq names its product cell division cycle associated 3 (gene cdca3). The record is from RefSeq and is a predicted model, not a curated record. The transcript is spliced from 6 exons. NCBI's taxonomy places the organism in Eukaryota, Metazoa, Chordata, Actinopteri, Syngnathiformes, Callionymidae. The coding region runs from base 157 to 1431 and encodes 424 amino acids.